UGCUUUGUUGCUCCCACAGUCCUUCAGCUCCGACUGCAGCAGCGACGCACCCGGGAGCAGCUGGUGGACCAGGGCAUCAUGCCUCCUCUGAAGAGUCCCGCUGCCUUUCAUGAGCAGAUCCGCAGCCUGGAGCGAGCCAGGACCGAGAACUUCCUUAAACACAAGAUCCGAAGCCGCCCUGAGCGCUCUGAGCUGGUCCGCAUGCACAUCCUACAAGAGACCCUGGCGGAACCCUCGCUGCAGGCCACCCAGCUGAAACUGAAGAGGGCCCGACUGGCCGACGACCUCAAUGAGAAGAUCGCACAGCGGCCGGGGCCCAUGGAGCUGGUGGAGAAGAACAUCCUGCCUGUGGACUCCAGCGUUAAGGAGGCCAUCAUUGUGGGCCAGGUGAACUACCCGAAGACGCUGGACUCAUGCCCCUUUGAGGAAGACAGCAGUGACGCCCUGUCCCCAGAGCAGCCGGCCAGCCAGGAGUCCCAGGGAUCUGCAGCUUCCCCUGGGGAGCCCGAGGCCAAGCCCAGCGAGGCUGUGCUCCUGCUGCCCAGCUCCAGCCUGCAGGCACAGACCUAUCGAGCUGCCUCCCAGGUUAUGGUUGACAUGCCCAAGCUCGUAUCCAUCAGCGAGCAGCCAGCCAAUCGGGUGGUGAUCAGUAGUCAAGUCGUAGCCUCCGGAUCAAAGGCCGGGCCCACCCUAGUCAAGCAAAGCCAGCCCAAACAAGCGAAUGACAAGAGUCGCAGCAAGAAGGGCAAGGAGGCCAGACCCCGGGUGAAGAAACUGAAGUAUCACCAAUACAUCCCCCCCGACCAGAAGGUGGAGCCCAGUGAGGCCCCCAUGGACUCCUCAUACGCCCGACUCCUACAGCAGCAGCAGCUCUUCCUGCAGUUGCAGAUUCUGAGCCAGCAGCAGCAGCAGCACUACAACUACCAGACCAUCCUACCCGCCCCCCUCAAGCCACUGGCUGACGGGCACGUAGCUACUGCCAGCAUGGCCCUCAACAGCAACAAUGCUCUGCCCAACUCAAUCAUGGUGUCCUUGCCCACCGCUGCCCCCAUAAGGCCUAGCAACACCCUGACCAAUCGCAAGCCUGGCCCACUGCCGCCAAACCUGGAGGAGAUGAAGGUGGCCGAGCUAAAGAUGGAGCUGAAAUUGAGAGGCCUGCCCGUGUCAGGGACGAAGACAGACCUCAUAGAGCGGCUUCGGCCUUACCAGGAGAGCUCCAGCGGCGCCGGCCCACAGACCACCUCCACCAGCAGCGGUGUGCCCCCUGCCUCUAUGGAGGUGACCACCUCGUUGUCCAGUCAGCACCUGUCAUCUAUCCAGCAGGGGGCGACAGAGUGCAUGAACGCUACUCCCCCCUCUUCGCCCUUGCUCUCGGAGCUCUCCAGCGCCAGCCUGGAGGAGGUGCUGGCAUCAGAAGUCUCGAAAUCACCACACAAAGUGGGCCCUGAGGAGAAGGACCGGCGCCUCCACGAGAAGGAGCGACAGAUCGAGGAGCUGAUGCGCAAGUUAGUACAGGAGCAGCGGCUGGUGGAGGAGCUGAAGAUGCAGCUGGAGGUGGAGAAGAGGGGCCAGCAGGUCUGCCAGGCCGCGGAACCAGCCCCUGCUGCCGUUGUGAAGGAGGAGAGCUGCAUCCCCCCGAAUUGCACGACCGUCUGGGCCCCCCUCGUCCAGCCAGCCUCGCUUACGGUCAAGCAGGAGGAGCCUGUCACACCCUCUCCUCCAGCCCCCAUCCCCCCGGUCGCACUGCCCCCCUUUUUCAUCCACCCGCACGUGUCCCAGGUCCUCGGGCAGCCCCAGGCCCUGAUCCCCACCCAGCCUGGCACAACCCAAAUCCUAGUGCCCGUCUCUCUCCCUGCCAGCGCCACCACCAUCCAGCUACCCAGCGCCAGUGUAAACCUCAAGACGCAGCCAGUUGUCCAGACUGCUGUCCCAGUUCAGAGCCAAGGUCUCGUGCAUCCUUCUGCCCCGAGAACAGACACGUCGCCCUCCCAAUACAGCAGGCAAGAACAGCACAUUGCUAAGACCUUUCCGUUAUGCACCACUCCAGAAACUGGUUUCCAGUACAGCGCCAACCAGAACCAUCUAUUGAAAGAAAUACCCCAGUGCUUCCUGAACAGCUCCCCGGAGAGCAGACCCCCCACCGUUCUCCCCAACGGUCCCGUGAGCAAGGCUCCAUCCUCCUCUCCUCCCACUUUCAUCCUCCAGCCAUCUACCUUCUCCAGCCACGCCCCCAAGAGCAAAGACCCGCCCCGCUAUGAGGAGGCUGUCAAGCAGACACGCAGCCUGCAGGCUCCCACUGUCGCCCAGAUGCCUACAGUCACCAGUCAGCAAAUGGAUGACCUGUUCGAUAUCCUGAUAGAGAGCGGAGAAAUCUCCCCCCUCAUUCGACAAGACCUGCCCUCGGUGAGGAAAGUGCUGCCCGUGACAGCCAGCGUCACCACCCUCCCUGUCAACACCGUGCUGUCCCGCCCCCUGCCCCAAGUGCAGCUGGCCCCAGCCGCCUCCAUGAGCCUCGACUCCACACCCAGCCUGGCCAUGCUGGCCUCGGACAACCAGCUGGAAGCUCUUCUGGACGGCACUCUGUCGGAAGACCCCGAGCCCCACACGCUGGGACUGGGGGAGGAGCUUCAAUGCCAGCUGCUGGAACAGCCUCACUCUCCCAUGGACACGUCGGAACUGACGUUUGCCGACGCCGUGCCUACCACCUCCUUUGACCUCCAGGAUGCUAAUCUGGACAACAUGGAGUGGCUGGACCUGACCAUGCCGGGGCCCCCGGGAGGGCUCACGCCACUGGGUAUAUCCUCUGACAUACUUGACGCUCACGACCUCCACUUACACUGGGACUGAUGCAGAACAGGCCCCGUCACCUCUAGGAUGCCCAGUGAAACGAAGCGUGUAGCCGCCUCCCGUUACUGCCUGAGCCAAGGAGGACACUAAACGCAUCCCUAGCAGUUAGAGGGCCGGUCACAUGUGCUCACAAUGGGGGUCCCACUCUAAGGCCCUGUGAGGUCACACUUUCCACGUUCGGCGGAAUCCGAUGAUGGACUCACUCUUCCACACACUCUUUACUUAAGCACCACUAACUGACCUUUAUUUUGAUUGCUGUGUGUGUUUUUUUUUUUAAUCCUUUUUUCGGCUGGCUGUCCUUCAGGGGUGUGCUGGUAUCUGAAAUUGUUCAUAAUCAUGUGCUCUAACAGCUGGAAAGAAUUUCUUGAUUUUAUUAUUGUAAUUUUGUAUUCUGUGGCAACAAAGGGAUCAUUGGCUGCUACAUAUCACUAUGAAAGCGGUCAAAAUGCAGGUGGAAUGUGUGAGUUAGAAGGGUAUUUUGAAAGGCUGUUGGUCCUUCUGGUUGAUCACACUAUGCUGUCUUCCUUGUUUAUCCAUACUGUAAUGGUCCUUCUCUUACCCACAUACCCUAUAGCAAACAGCUUGGCACAUUUAACCACAUCAGUAUGGGUGAGCACUGCCGCUGCCCCCCUCAGAGGGAUCUGACUGACAUUGAAGGCUCCUUCAUCCUGCUCCAGCCCACUGAUUGCUGCUGGCAGCCCACUUGCUUACUGUCAUCUCUGUGCUCAACACUAAGACCACAGACACUAGUGUAGCUCCUCCCACUCUUUAGAAACUGGAAACAGGUGAUUUCUUUGAUUUUUUUAAUUUUUUUUUGCAUAACAGAGAAGAAUGAGGAGUUGAAUUAAUCUGUCGCAUAUGAAAGAAUCUCACAUUUGAAAAAACAUAGCGCAUUAAUUUCUUCCUCGGCCCACAAACAUUGCCUCCAUCUGGUCAUGUAUGUGCGAUUCAGGCGGUCAGAGGGAAAAUCGGUGCUGCAUUUUAGCAGGAUGUCGGGGGGCUGCGCUUUGCGUUCCCCUAGAGGAUACAUCCUCGCUUCUGCACCACAUCACUAUCGAGUUGUGACUGGCGUCUAAGGAACCCUCUUGAGCUCCUGAGAUGGUCGAAAGAGAGGUACACGUCUGCUUUCGCUUAGCCAGCAAACGUUUGGUUAGCUGUUUGAGAAAAGAUCACUGUCGGAGGAGCUUACUUUAGCCAUCUGUCCUUGUACAAAAAAAUGAAAGCUUUGACCAUCAUGUAAAUACAUGUAAAUUGAACAAGCAGUCUAUUGUGUAAAUACUUCAAUAAGUAAAUUAUGAUGAGGGUGAUUUGAGUAGGGAUUUUUUUAUAACAUUUAACUGCUGUACAGUCUUGCUGGAAUUUUACUGGAUACAUGCACAUCUAGGAUGUGGAAGAGUCGCAUAUUCUGUAAAAUUUGGUGAUGCUGUGAAAUGAGAUACAGUGUGUGUGUGUGUAUGUGUGCGCGCGCGUGCGCACACGCACAUGUCUGUCUGCCCUGUUUUGUCUAUCUGUGUAUAUGUCUGUGUGAGCGCAAGAGUUCAAAGAUGGUAGAGUAAACCUGUUAUUGGUGUCUCUACAGCUGGUUCUGGACCAAUUCAUUGUUUUGGGCACAGAUACCAGUAAGGGUUACCAAAAAAAAAUGCAUGAGAUUAAUAACCUGCACAAGGCAUCGGUGUGCACCAUAUAUUUCAUGUCACAUUUUGCACAUCUUAUAUUCAUGCUGCAGAACAAUGUUUUGCUGAAAUUUGAUGGAAAUGCAGAUGGAGAAACAAAUUAGGACACUUGGAUGAAUGUAGCGCUCUGUUGUUAAGUCCUCUCACUGGCGCCAUCUGCUGUUGUGGCAUGCAAAUUACAGAGAUUAUUACUUUGUUGCACUUAACAUCAGUGCCCACCUAAAUGAGAAUCACAGACUUUCUACCAGAGUUGAUAACUGUCAACGAGAUUGUGUUUAUUGGGUGGGGGGAGGGGUAAUUCAUUUGAAGUUUAGAAUAGUCAGAUGUACACUGAGAAACACAAGGGAUCAGCCUCAUUAAUCAGUGUUGUUAAGCAGUAGUACCACUUGCCUUGCGAACACCAGAGAUUAUAUCAUGAUAUGUGUCCAUCUCCCCCACAGCACAGUUUUCCUGUGCUUAUAACAAAGUAAGCAACACAGUAGAGGGGCAGCAUGGUUGCCACAGUGGGUGUGCCGUGUUUCUCUCCUUUCUGCCUUGCAUGCUGGGGCUCAUGCUCUCCUCACGCCUACUGCUUGGUGAGGUCACUACAUACAGAAUGCUAGAGAUGUGGUAUCGACUGUAGCAGCCAUGUUUUUGUAGCAUCCCAGAGGAUCACGGUGAAGCUAUUUGCUCUGAAGCUUAUGUGCAUCGCUGCAUUAAUCAUGGGCUUCGAUAGACCCCUUUUACUGGAACUCGCGCCCCAGUAUUUAUGUAAAAUCUCAUGUUCAGCUUUCAGAAAUCAUAUGGGUGUUGGGGGAGUAGGGGCCAUGGCCCUCCAAAGUACUAAGAGAUACAUGUAUGACAUUAAGUUCUACUUACACUUAUCUCCCUGGGUAGUAGGAUUGGUGCCAAAUAUAGAACAUCAUUCUCAUCUGAUUAAUAAUACACAUUCUAAAUCACGUGGCACUUGGUUUUAGGUCUGAGGGUAGGAGUGUAAAAGAAGAAAGUAGGAGUCAGUGUAAUUGAGUUAAAUACCCCCAACAGUAGGGGGAGCCAUUUAUCUGUGGAGGACAGAACUCAGUGGGAGUCUAAUCAUAUAGUCCAUACAUUUUGCCAAAGAGGGUGGUAGAUUAGCGAUGUCCCUUAUCUGCCUUUAUUUUCUGUGGUUUUGUUGAGGCGAACAAUCAUUUUUGUGUACUUCAGUGGAUGGUGAAGAUGUACAUAGAUUUACUUUUUUAUUUUAAAUGGAUAUUUUAUAGUAAGAACCACUUGGCAGCCAAAUAGGCCAAACAAAAGGGGGAAAAAUAUCUCUGUGUUUCAGUGUUUCAGUCCCCUGACACUGAGUCAGCCAUUUAUGAUCUGGGUGUCAAAAGACAGGAAUGUCUGAGUGAAGGUAUGAGCAGCAGGGAUCGGCAGUGCACUGGAUGUGAAAUCAGUGCAUUGCCACACCAUGGCAAUCUUAGGGUAGUUAUUCUGAAGCACACUGCUUAUGUCGUAAUUCUAGCUUUAAGGAGGCUCACUUUAACUUAAGAACAUAAGGAUAAUAUGACAGUUUCAGCUGAAAGCUGAUUGAGUGUAACUGAGGUAUUUCUGUCAGCCUUCUCUGUGUAAUUGCUCGUCAGUCCUUCCUUGUGAAUUUUCUGAGUCUUCCACGUCUUCAGUAUUUUCUGUUGCAGGAAUAAAACUAUUGAAAACUAUUCCAAGGAGGUAUCAAAGAUCUAUCUGAUCAUCAUUUUAAAGUCUUUUUCAUAUGCUGUCUCAUUUAUUGUUUGUACGCCAUGUUUUGCACACAGUGUAUAUAUUUAUAUAGAUGUAAUGCAUAUUUUUAUAUGUGGCAUAUUCAUGAGCUCUAUUUUGUAAAUAUUUGAAAUGAAUACACUGUCUAGUGUGUGUGUUUGUUUAUAUAUAUAUGUACAUAUACAGUAUAAUACACUCAUUUCUGUCAAUAAAGCUGGUGAUGUGCAGUGAGAAUA
Paramormyrops kingsleyae is the source of this 6472-nucleotide messenger RNA. NCBI's taxonomy places the organism in Eukaryota, Metazoa, Chordata, Actinopteri, Osteoglossiformes, Mormyridae. The record is from RefSeq and is a predicted model, not a curated record.